CUUUCUUUUAACAGAAAAAACUCCCCCAGCGAGCGAGAGAGGGAGAGACCCGUUUCCCCAGCGGAGGAGGCGGUCUCCUCCCCCGGCGAUGGUGGAGGAGGCUGUCCCUGCGCCUGAAGGGCGGGGGCUGGCUCCUGCUCUCCUUCCCUCCCUCCUUUCUCUCUCUUCCCAAGUUUCUGCUCCUCCUUCCUCCGCACAAACUUUCCCGUCGCUCUUGCGCUGCUCCCGGCUCGCUCCGCUCCGCGCGCGGCGGAUUCCUGAGCCAGCCGCGCCUCCCUCCCCUCUUCCCCGCCGCCUUCCUGCUGCCCUGUCACCCUCUUCCCCCGAACCGAACCAGAGCUUCAGCUGGUCGUGCCAGCCGGACCACCACUCGCCCUUCCCCGGACGGAGCACGGAGUAAGUUGACGAGUUGCCAUUUGGGGCUCGGGGUCGGAGCCCAGAGCAGCCAUCACAAUAGCGUCCAACAGCUGGAACGCCAGCGGCAGCCCCGGGGAGGGGCGAGAAGAUGGACAGGAGGGGAUGGACAAGAGUCUGGACAAUGAUGCCGAAGGAGUGUGGAGUCCAGACAUUGAACAGAGCUUCCAGGAAGCACUGGCAAUAUACCCGCCCUGUGGCCGGCGGAAGAUUAUCCUCUCGGAUGAGGGCAAGAUGUAUGGUCGCAAUGAAUUGAUAGCAAGGUACAUCAAGCUACGGACAGGGAAAACACGGACAAGAAAACAGGUGUCCAGCCAUAUACAGGUUCUAGCUCGGAAGAAGGUGCGAGAGUACCAGGUUGGCAUUAAGGUUUCUAGCCACUUGCAGGUUCUAGCCAGACGGAAAUCUCGCGAGAUUCAGUCCAAGCUGAAGGCUAUGAACUUGGAUCAGGUCUCGAAGGACAAGGCUCUGCAGAGUAUGGCUUCCAUGUCAUCUGCACAGAUAGUAUCUGCCAGUGUCCUGCAGAACAAGCUCAGCCCCCCUCCUUCACUCUCUCAGGCUGUCUUCUCUCCUCCUCCCAGGUUUUGGAGUGGGCCUAUGCCAGGACAGUCUGGACCUUCUCAGGACAUUAAACCUUUUGCACAACCAGCCUACCCCAUCCAGCCACCCAUGCCUCCAUCAUUAGCCAGCUACGAGCCCCUGGCGCCUCUCCCACCUGCUGCCUCGGCUGUGCCAGUCUGGCAGGACCGCACUAUCGCCUCCACCAAGCUGCGGCUCCUUGAGUAUUCAGCAUUCAUGGAAGUGCAGCGUGACCCUGAAACGUAUAGCAAGCACCUCUUUGUGCAUAUUGGACAAACGAAUCCCUCGUACAGCGACCCCGUGCUGGAGGCAGUUGACAUCCGCCAAAUCUAUGACAAGUUCCCUGAGAAGAAAGGUGGCCUGAAGGAGCUCUAUGAGAGGGGACCCCAGAACUCCUUUUUCCUAGUCAAGUUCUGGGCGGAUCUUAACAGCACUAUUCAGGAUGGUCCUGGUGCUUUUUAUGGCGUGAGCAGUCAGUAUAGCAGUGCAGAAAACAUGACGAUCACUGUCUCUACUAAAGUAUGCUCCUUUGGGAAGCAAGUAGUUGAGAAGGUGGAGACUGAAUAUGCCCGGAUGGAGAAUGGGCGGUUUGUGUACCGAAUCCAUCGGUCUCCCAUGUGCGAGUAUAUGAUCAACUUUAUCCAUAAACUGAAACACCUCCCAGAAAAAUACAUGAUGAACAGCGUCCUGGAGAAUUUCACCAUCCUGCAGGUUGUUACAAACAGAGAUACCCAGGAAACCUUGCUCUGUAUAGCCUUCGUUUUUGAGGUAUCCACCAGUGAGCACGGCGCUCAGCAUCAUGUGUACAAGUUGGUCAAAGACUAGAGGCCCCUCUGGGGUGACUGGGCAAUUUGCAUGAGGAGGAGGAGAGAAGUCUUGUCAGAGAAGCCACCCGUAUAGGAUGCCUUGACGCAAGUCUUUUGAAAACAACAAAAAAAGCGAUGCCAAAAAACAAACAAAAAACCUAACUGUUUCACAAUCACAGAUGUUUUCUACUUAGGAACAAUUUUUUUAAAAACAAAGAGAAGAAUUACAGGAAACCAUAAAGUGGAAGGAGAGUUGUAUCUGGAAGCAGCAGGAGAGGACUGUCCCUGGGGGCUCGGUCAUCAGUAUUUAAGGAGACGUCAGUGCCAAGGCCUGGCACCUCUUGAUGCCUUUCCCAGCACACAGUACUAGAAGCAGCUGAUGAAAUGAGUUUGCCAACAUCUGCUUAAUACUUGUCUAUAUUUCCUUGCUGAGAUCUGGGUUCUAUCCUCAAAUCCAGCUUUGCCUGAUGGCUUUCAUCUGCAGAGAUAAGUUACAUGCGGGCUUCCGAGGCUGCCUGUUCUGAGACGGAAUGGGAAAUCGGAUGUUGCCUUGUUUAUGUAACUGGUCUCGCUCUGCUCUGGACACCAACAAAGAAGAUGAAGGUUCUUCAGUUUCUUGCUACAGGCUGUGUGCAAAGUUGGCACAAGGAAGUGGCAGGUCGCGUCUUGGUGUGGCACAUACCCAUUGGUUAAUUACAAGGAAGUUAUUUUGUUCCCACAGUCUACUGGGCAUUUUCUCUUGUAGGAUCUACUGCAUCCCUCAAGUUAUGGUGCUGCUGAGAGGGGCACCAAGAGUUAAUUAUGGCAGGAAUCUGGCAGUUUUACACCCUUGUCCCAGACAUUUGGGUAAUAGAUGUGAGUGUGGCUGCAGGAUUGGGUGGUAUGUGUGUCAACCUCAAUGAGAAAAGGAGGCUCUUAAAGGUAUCUGUUUGUGGGAUGUUAAAAGGUUAGAGUAUGUAUUAUGAGGAAAGAAGUGGGGCUCAGCUCGAGGAAAGCAGUUCAGGGAGUCAUAGAUUAUGCAAGCUGCAGAUAAGAAGACGACCUCUAGGUGGGCUGUAAGAUGAAAUAACUGUUUGGAGAAAUAUUUGGGCUGGCAAAGGUUGAGUAACUUGGGGAAAAUUCUAAACUUCUGUGGAUUUUUAACCAGUUCUUGAUGGAGCAUUUUUACAUUUGUCAUGUCAAGAACAAUUGUGGGAAAAGCUUAGACCAAAGUUCUUGUUGCCUGGGCAUUGUUUUGGUAAGGUAUUCAUUUCCCUUUUGCUUCUCUGUUCAUCUAUGUAGUCACCCAAGGAAGGACAGAACCUAAAUGUGAGGAUAGAAGUCUUUCUUUUAUACUUCCGACCUAGCUCAUAUAUCCUUGUGGAGGAGGCUAGAACCAAAAUUACAGCUGAGUAAUCUGGCAGCCAAAACCCAAGGCUGUACUGAAAGACUGAGUGAAGUGCCACUUGGUAUAUAGAAUCCCUUGUAAUUUGAAAGCUGUACUGUUUGCUGUUCAAAAUACUGAGGAAAGUUUCUACAUAAGGUUUAAGUGUAAAUGUGAGCCCCUAUACCUUAAGCCUGAAUUCUAACACAAUGGGCUCAUAAUUUAGAUUGGUGCUUUUAGGAAUCCUGUUACAUGAAUAGUGCCAGGUUCUCAGUAUUCUCACUGUACAUGGCACCUCCAGGGCUCAGGCCCAUAGGUUUCCAGCUAUACUUUGUCUGUCUAAAUGCUAGCUUGUAGCUUUAAAUAAUAAUAGAACUAACAUAAUGUAUGGUUUGUGCCUUUUUCUACCAUUGAACUUUUCCUAUCUUCCCCUUUUUCAUUGGCUACAUGGUUUUUGUGUUGUUGUUUUUUAGUUGAAUGGGUUUUUUCUUCCUUACUCCAUCCUUUCUUUAGCCUGAUACACUUUUAAUCAACCUGUUCAUACUACUCUUUGCUCUAUGCUCUGACAGACCCAGUGGGAUUCCUAUGGAGGAGCCUCAAAAUAUGCCCUUGAAAAGGUGCAGUACAAUGCAAGAAAGCCAGUGCCAGGGGAGGCAACAAGAGAAUGAGUUUGGUAGUCACCUCUAGAAGAAAUUGGAAUGCACAGGCCUAAGUCUGCUGAUACAAAUGCUAUACAAAUCUUAUUAUGACUGUGAAGAGGCCAAGAGAUUGGUGCUUGUCAAUGGAACAUAAGGUUCAGGUUAAAAUCUAGAGAUCCUCCCUUCACAUUUUCUGUUUCUCACUUGCUCUUCAGGCUUUCUUGUCUUUGCCUUUUUUCUGCCAUUAUCUGUCUUGGAAGAUAGGGAGUGAUUUCAUGGGGACUGUUCAUAAAGUCUUGGUGCCCUGCUUUUCCUAAGUGACUUGGGCCUCACCUUCAAGUUGGGCCUGUAUCAUCACCACAUCUUCGAUUAGAACCCAUGUUUCAGCCACUUUUUCCUGACAUAAAAGCACCGGCUGACUCAGAUCAGACAAAUACUGUUCCUUAAAGCCUUUGGACUGUUUGAAUGCAACAUGCAGCCUGUUUGUGCUAUUAGGCAACACCAUGAGAAUGACUGACAGAGUAGUUUCCCAACUUUUUUGAAGGAAGAUUUUAAUUAAUGUAAGAUUUUCCCUGUGAAGUGUUUUUAAUUUAUGCCACCCAAGGACUUCUAGAAAACUCCACUAGGGCAGUGAAAAGUACACUCCUUUGUGUGUUAUGUGACAUCCCUAAGAUAGUAACCAUGACAGGAAUGGUAUGGGGGGGACUGGUUUGAUAGAGCAGCAAGUCACAAAUAGCUCAGGAACAGUGCCUUAUUUGCAACGAGUGUUGCACUGCUGGGGAUGAGCAGCUGGUGGCUGGAAGAUCCAAAAAGCAAUGUUAAGCCGUAUUCACAGGCAUCUCCUCUGUUCCUUGCCUUCAGUAUGUUAAUCCUCCUGGACUGUGCACAUAGCUGAUGUCCUGUGCAGGGCUUCUCUCUUGUGCAUUACUCUUGGGAAGAACUGGCUAGCCGUUUAUAGCCAGCUCAAAGUUCAGGUACGUUCUGAGGCCCCUUAGGCACUGGGAGAGAGGUACAACAUCCUUAGAUGCAAAUAGCAGUUGCAGGGACCAGAGUGAGAGGAGGUAUAGUUUGAAGAGCAGGCAGGAAGUUGAAUUCCUUUUGAUUACAGCCAGAAUCUCUGUAUCUGUACAUUUGUAAGGAGAGGAGAGCUGGCUAGUUUAUAUGUAGCAUGUUUAUUUCCAUUCCUAGAUCAAAAACUCUGGGAAUUCAGGUUAAAACUUGCCCUAUUUUCCUUAGUCCAUAUUCCCUACAAUAUCCCUUUUCUGCUAAAUGUGCCUCUUAAGAGAGGGCAUAUAUACACCCUUGGGGCAGACUUAAGUAUACACAUAGGGGAGAGUGGAGCGGGCCUUAGCCUCGUCUAACCCCCAACUCUUUUAUAUAAAACCUUUCUUGUAUUUUAUCCACAAUCUUCAACCCAGCUGCAGCCUUUGGAAUAAACCUCCUCUUAAACUGGACUGUGUUACAUUUCUUAUCUUUUCCUUUUCAGUCUUUUUAUGCCAAACUAUCUUUAGUUUCUGUACAAAAUGUAGUUAGAUCCCAUCCCCAACCUUCCUGUUACAGAACCCCUUGAGCCUCUAAUUUGCGGGCACAAAUAUACACACAGACCACUGCCCGUCUGCUGUCUCUUGGAGAAUGGCAGCAAGGCUAAGGAAAUGCCAGCUUUAUGGAGCUCUCUUAGCUGGAUAUAAUACAGGUACCCAAAAACUCUUAACCAAGUCCCCCCACAUCCCAUGUAUUUAUGAAUUUCACAUGAAGUACUGUUUUAUUUUUUUAAAGACUUUGUAAAGCUUACCAGGGUUAUGGUCACCUUUUUUAGAGCUCUGUCAGUCCACAGUGUAAAACCAUUUUUUAUGUAUUAUAUUUUGUGUAUUUUUUUUUAAUCCAGCUGUGAUGGGUUGUAUCAUAUAUUGUUGUGUUUACUGUAAGUCCAUCUUCAAGGAGAUGAGACAAUGGAGCUUCUAGAAAGCUAUGGUCUGCUGAAAACCAUUAAACUUAUUUGUUCAUG
Messenger RNA from Hemicordylus capensis (graceful crag lizard), 5805 nucleotides. RefSeq names its product TEA domain transcription factor 3 (gene TEAD3). Bases 520 to 1818 code for a protein of 432 amino acids. The transcript is spliced from 14 exons. Gene Ontology annotation, molecular function: DNA-binding transcription factor activity, RNA polymerase II-specific; RNA polymerase II cis-regulatory region sequence-specific DNA binding. Gene Ontology annotation, biological process: positive regulation of transcription by RNA polymerase II; embryonic organ development; hippo signaling. Lineage: Eukaryota; Metazoa; Chordata; Lepidosauria; Squamata; Cordylidae. Gene Ontology annotation, cellular component: transcription regulator complex. The record is from RefSeq and is a predicted model, not a curated record.